This is a messenger RNA of Protomyces lactucae-debilis, 512 nucleotides long. RefSeq lists its product as uncharacterized. Bases 6 to 365 code for a protein of 119 amino acids. The record is from RefSeq and is a predicted model, not a curated record. The transcript has a single exon. Lineage: Eukaryota; Fungi; Ascomycota; Taphrinomycetes; Taphrinales; Protomycetaceae.
GAUUGAUGGAACCAUUCCCACGUCCUACACAUCGCUGCUACAAGCACAAUCUCAAUAUGGACGCUAUCGCUGCAGCAGUCGGACUAGGACCUCAUAUUUUACACUGUGUCUUCUUCAAGUUCAUGAUUGACGCUGAACCACAUCUCGUUAGCAAGACAUGCGCUGACUUCGUCGGCUUAGCUGAUGCAUGUAAGAAUAAAAAGGGCAAGACGUACAUCAAGAGCAUUGAAGCUGGUGCAGAUGUAUCCAUUGAAGGGAAAGCGAAAGGAUUUACGCAUGGCUUUGUAGUGCGAUUUGCUAGCCUUGAUGACCGAGACUAUUACAUCAAAGAAGACCCGAAUCAUCUCGGUAUGCGAUGCGCUUGAAAGUGAACUCAGCUGACAUGCAAGGAUUCGCAGCGGCGGCAAAGGCUUCCAAGCUCGAAGAUGUCAUGGUCUUUGACAUGGUUGUUGGCAAGUUCAAGCCAAACAAGGCGACAGUGCUUUGAGAAAGAGCUACUUCUCGGAAAUAAG